AUGGGCAGCAGCAAACCCUCCCAGAGCAACAGACGAAAGCGCGGUCCUGGUCUCAGAGCCACCGUGUCCAAAAGAAAAGGGGCAGUGGAGACUAGUCAACCUGUUGUCACCAUGGAUUCUUCAAAUAUCAUCAAAAUCACUGUGAAGACCCUCAAGCAGAAGGAGCAGUUUGAGGUUGCUCAGAGCAGCACCAUCCAGGAGCUUAAGGAAGAAGUUGCCAAGCGUUUCAAAGCACCCCCUGAUCUGCUGGUCCUGAUAUUUGCUGGGAAAAUCCUCAAGGAUCAAGACACUUUGAGCCAGCACGGAGUUCACAGUGGAGUCAGCAUCCACGUGGUCAUCAGGUCCCAAAAGAAACCACAGGACAGCCUGGCAGAUCAAGGAAGAACGACCACCCUGAUGCCACCUCCCAGCCACAGCCUGGAUCUGAACACCAUCAACAACAAUGCAUUUUUGCUAGGGUUCCUCCUUGGGAUGACAGGUGCACAUCUCCUAGGCCUGGACUCAACAGACAUGUUGGACUUGGUGAGUAGCAUUCAAGAACAAGAUGUGUCCAUGCACAGCUUGAUAAGCGAGAUGGUGCAGAGCACCUUUGUGCAGAACGUCCUUGACAAUGCCGAUCUUGUCAGGGAUCUCAUCAUGUCCAACCCUCAGAUGCAGCAGCUGGCUGAAGAAAAUCCUGAGAUCAGUCAGAUUCUCACCAACCCACAUACUAUCAGAGAAAUAUUAGAGGCCUGCAGGAGUCCUGCUGUAAUGCAAGAGAUGAUAAGGAACCACGACGUGGCCAUGAACAACCUCGAAAGCAUCCCUGGUGGGUACACAGCUCUGGAGCAGCUGUACAGGGAAAUUGAGGAGCCCAUCUUGGAUAAUGUGCAGGCACAGCUGGGCAGCAACCCAUUUGCUUCCUUGGACAGUAACCCACCCCUGAGUGGAGCCAGGCUACCAGCCCAUACUGAAAACCGGAGGCCAUUACCCAACCCUUGGGAUCUGUGGUCCAACAGAGACAGUGAUAAUGCAGAUGACUAUGAUGGCCAAUUUGCCAGCAGCAGUGUGGGCAACCAUUUUGCCUUGCUGAGUUUGGGUCCUGCAGCAGGUACAGUGGUACCCAACUCGGGGGAGGUUCAGAGCAUGGUUCAGCAGCUAACAGGAAACCCAGAACUCAUGCACAACCUGGAGAGUGCAUUAAUGAACCCCAACAGCCCAGCACAAACACUGCUGAAUAGUGCUCAUAUAUCAAGCGAUGGAAAUUCUCCACCUCAAGAUCAACAGGCACAGCAGCUGCCACCGGCGAUGGAGAACGCUGAGAUUUCAUCCUUGCUGAGAAACCCCAGAGCGCUGCAGGCGUUGCUACAGGUCCAGCUGGGAUUACAAACCCUCUCAACAGAAAUACCAGAUUUUUUACUUAGUUUGGAGGACUCAAAUGUGGAUCUGGAAAGCAUGGAUGACUCGGCACAAAGCAGUGAGUCUGAGGAUGAUGCAAUUUUGGUGUCAGAUGAGGAUGAAGCAGAAGAUCAGGCGGAGAUGGAUGAGGAGGCGCCACAGACCAGAUUUAAGAGACAAAUGGAGCAGCUCAGUGCCAUGGGCUUCCAGGACCAAAGUGCAAACUUGCAGGCACUGAUUGAGGCAGAAGGAGACAUAAAUGCAGCAGUGGAAACACUGGCAAAAGCACCAUCAUCAAACAAGAUACCGUAA
Harpia harpyja (harpy eagle) is the source of this 1689-nucleotide messenger RNA. Its product is annotated as ubiquilin-2-like. Gene Ontology annotation, cellular component: cytosol. Gene Ontology annotation, molecular function: polyubiquitin modification-dependent protein binding. Lineage: Eukaryota; Metazoa; Chordata; Aves; Accipitriformes; Accipitridae. Gene Ontology annotation, biological process: ubiquitin-dependent protein catabolic process. The record is from RefSeq and is a predicted model, not a curated record. The coding region runs from base 1 to 1689 and encodes 562 amino acids. The transcript has 3 exons.